AUGCUCUGCCUCAAGCCCCUUUUCAUCCUCUUUGCCUUCAAUGUGGCCCUUGCCUGUUGCCUCCCAGCGCAAGCAGCGCCCCUCGACUCUCUCGCAGCUCGCGCACCCGAACGUGCUGCGGACGAGUUGAGCAAGUUGCUGGAGAUCGCUACGGAUGGCAAGCUCGUGCCCUUCAAGCUCUACUAUCAAGGCCAAAUCGACGUUGGGUGAGUGGAUGGCGCGGGGAGGGGGCAGCAGCAAAGCAGGUUUGCGACCCUCGAGCGCACCCGCGGGCGGGCGGUCCCAUCAGAAGCUGACUCGCUCAAGGCUCUCUUUUCCCCCUUUGUGCGCAUCAUUCACAUUUGGCUUACCUUACGCCAGCGAGCCAUUCACAAACAGCACGCAGUUCCACGACCUCUGGAACUCCAUCAACAACAUCACCCUUUGGAUGGAUGAGAAGCCAGGAUUCAAAGUGCUUGGCGCACGCGCCUUGCAGGUCCUCGGACACGCUCACAUACAAAAUUAUCACUUUUUCGCUACGGACCUGAUCAAGGAUGAAGUGUACAUCAAGGUUCGCGCUGCCCUGCACGAUCUCGGUCUGUUUCAGGAGGUGUCCAAGCUGCUGAGCGUCUGGCAAGCCGUCGUUGGCGAACUGAUACCCUCAGUGUGAGUCGCUUGGGGGAGAGGGGCGGACGGGGGUGUGACAGCAUGCCUCAUCGUACCUGCUCUUUCGUGCUCUUGCAGUCCUACCGAAGACCCAGCUAGCAAGGAUUGGGUAAGCAAGCUGAAUGGCAUCGUCGCAGAUCUGCAGACUGUCGUAGACAAAUAUGAUCCGACGUGAGUCGCUUCGUGUAGUUUGUUCCGAGUGCCUCCCCCCUAGACUGAGUGCGGCACCUCCUGCCUCUUUUCCUUUUCAGCAAAACUCUCCCUCCCCUCGUCAGCGGAGGAACGUGGUGA
Messenger RNA from Ceraceosorus bombacis, 936 nucleotides. Lineage: Eukaryota; Fungi; Basidiomycota; Exobasidiomycetes; Ceraceosorales; Ceraceosoraceae. The record is from the annotation of a GenBank genome assembly.